This is a messenger RNA of Dothidotthia symphoricarpi CBS 119687, 1449 nucleotides long. Its product is annotated as MFS general substrate transporter. The record is from RefSeq and is a predicted model, not a curated record. The coding region runs from base 1 to 1449 and encodes 482 amino acids. Gene Ontology annotation, biological process: transmembrane transport. NCBI's taxonomy places the organism in Eukaryota, Fungi, Ascomycota, Dothideomycetes, Pleosporales, Dothidotthiaceae. Gene Ontology annotation, molecular function: transmembrane transporter activity. The transcript is spliced from 3 exons.
AUGGCCCGACAACCAGGACAGGGGAACUCAGGGGACGUGGCGAGCAUAGAAGGGGCGGAAAAGAGAACGGGGACUAUGAACGUCGGGAACGGCCUCCAGGCACAAACAGGCAUCGAAAAAGAAGGGAGAAGAACGACAGGAGAGGAGGGACGCGUCCAGCAGAGUGUGGAAAAGACAGUCGACGUCCCACCAAAUGGAGGAUACGGAUGGGUUUGCGUCGCGGCCUCUUUUAUAAUCAACGGGCACACAUGGGGUCUCAACAGCGCCUAUUCCAUCUUCCUGGCCUACUACCUCGCAAACAAUGUAUUUCCUAAUGCAACCCCGUUACAAUACGCCUUCAUAGGCGGUCUGUCCAUUUCACAAGCCCUCAUCGUCUCACCUGUUGCCACGCUCACCACGCGCCUCUUCGGCACCCGGACUACUCUUUUCAUCGGCAUCGGUUUCGAAACAAUCUCCUUCAUCGGCGCUAGUUUUGCCACGCACAUAUGGCAUCUUUUCUUAAGCCAAGGCGUUUGCUUCGGCUGGGGUAUGGGCUUCCUGUUCGUCGGCAGCGUAGGCGUAUCCGCGCAAUGGUUCACCACACGUCGCAGCCUUGCCAACGGCGUAGCGGCGGCAGGAUCCGGGAUCGGUGGCCUUAUCUACAGCUUGGGCGCGCAGGCGAUGAUCAAAAACAUCGGACUACCAUGGGCGUUCCGCACACUGGCCGUCAUUGCAUUUGUGAUAAACUCCAUCUGCGCGCUACUCAUCCGGGACCGCAACAAGCAGAUUGGCAGCUCGCAGUUGUCGUUCGAUCACACGCUUUUCGCAAAACCGCAGUUCUUGGGUCUCAUGGCGUUUGGGUUCUUGUCCAUGCUGGCUUAUGUUGUUCUGCUGUUUUCGUUGCCUAACUACGCCCGCACCGUGGGGCUUACGUCAACGCAAGGAUCCAUCGUCGGCGCGAUGCUCAAUUUGGGUCAGGCGUUGGGACGUCCUUGUAUUGGGUACUACUCUGAUUCUUUUGGACGGCUGAACAUGGCUUCAACGAUGACGUUCUUGGCAGGUCUGUUCGCGCUGGUGAUAUGGAUGUUCGCGAAGAGCUUUGGAGUGCUCAUCUUUUUCGGCCUCAUUGGAGGAAGUGUGGCGGGUACAUUCUGGGCUGUUGUUGCGCCGGUUACGACGGAAAUCAUGGGGAUUGUGGAUUUGCCGAGUGCAUUGAGUAUCACGUGGUUGGUGUUGGUAUUACCUACGACUUUCUCCGAAGCUAUUAGUCUCAAGAUUGUGAGCCUGAAUGGUGGAAGUUAUACUGGCGCGAUCAUCUACACGGGAGUCAUGUAUAUCGCCGCUGCUGCUUGCUUGUGGGCUGUGAGGGCGUGGAAGAUUGGCGAGUUGGAGGAGAAGGCUGCAGCGGGAGAUAACGACUUCCGAAAGAGCCCCUUCUUGAAGAGAAUGAUCAUAUGGCAGAGGGUGUGA